CCAUGAUACAUUGCGGUCUUUGACCCCUGUAUCCGACGAGGACUUCCGCUUCUCUCCGACUGCUUGUUGUUUUGAGGCGUGAAAGAGAGAAAAAGGAGCAUUUCAACUACACAGUUAACUACGAUUUAACACAAUGGCUGUAGACGGUUGUGGGUUGUGAGCAGCAGUGAGUGUCCUCUACUCCAGCACCUCCAGAGCACCAGCAGCAGCCCGCCACCCAUCCAGACAUCUCAACCCCCCCUCCCUCAGCCAGACCCCCCCCAGCGGGGUGACAACCCACCAGCAUGGAGGCCUCCUUCGGCCCCACCUUCUCAGCCGUGGUUCCUGGAGCUAAAACGGAAGCCUCCGGUACCUACAAGCAGCACCGCCGUACCCCCUCCUCCUCCAGUACCCUCACAUACUCGCCACGAGACGACGAGGAUGGCAUGCUCCCCAUCAGCACCCCGAGGCGUUCUGACUCUGCCAUCUCGGUGCGUUCCCUUCUCUCUGAGUCCAACAUGUCUCUCCGCUCGACCUUCUCUCUUCACGAGGACGACGACGACACGGAGCCCCUGGUGUUUGCAGAGCAGCCGUCGGUGAAGCUGUGUUGUCAGCUCUGCUGCAGCGUCUUCAAAGACCCUGUCAUCACCACCUGUGGGCACACCUUCUGCAGGCGAUGUGCCUUGACCUCCGAUAAGUGUCCGGUGGACACGGCUAAGUUGACGGUGGUGGUGAACAACAUAGCCGUAGCAGAACAGAUAGGAGAGCUGUUUAUCCACUGUAAAUACGGCUGCCGGCUCUUAAACACCAGCCCCACUUCCCCUAACGGGGCCGGAGGAGGGGCUUCCCCUAACGGGGCCGGAGGAGGCACUGCUGCUAGUCGGGGUGAAGGGACACCUAAGAUGGGAGGACCUGGGAACUUUGAGGUUGAUCCAAUGGGCUGUCCUUUUACCAUCAAGCUCACCACACGCAAGGAGCACGAGGUGAGCUGUGACUACCGUCCAGUGCGCUGUCCCAACAACCCCUCCUGCCCUCCUCUCCUCACCAUGAACCUGGAGGGACACCUUAAGGAAUGUGAACACAUCAAGUGCCCUCACUCCAAAUACGGAUGUGCGUUUAUCGGUAACCAGGAUACAUAUUCCACACACCUGGACCUGUGUAAGUUUGAAGGGCUGAAGGAGUUCCUGCAGCAGACAGAUGACAGGUUCCAUGAGAUGCAGGUGACCCUGUCUCAGAAGGACCAGGACAUUGCCUUCCUGAGGUCCAUGUUGGGGAAACUGUCUGAGAAACUGGACCAGCUGGAGAAGAACCUGGAACUGAAGUUUGAUGUCCUGGAUGAGAACCAGAGUAAGCUGAGUGAAGACCUGAUGGAGUUUAGGAGAGAUGCCUCCAUGCUCAACGAUGAGUUGUCCCACAUCAACGCCAGACUCAACAUGGGCAUCCUGGGCUCCUACGACCCCCAGCAGAUCUUUAAAUGUAAAGGGACGUUCGUAGGUCACCAGGGGCCAGUCUGGUGUCUGUGUGUCUACUCUACAGGGGACCUGCUCUUCUCUGGGUCCUCGGACAAGACCAUCAAGGUGUGGGAUACCUGCACCACCUAUAAAUGUCAGAAGACUCUGGAGGGUCAUGAUGGAAUCGUGCUGGCACUGUGUAUACAGGGGAACAGACUGUAUAGUGGCUCAGCUGACUGCACCAUCAUAGUGUGGGACGUCCAGACCCUGCAGAAGGUGAACACAAUCCGUGCCCAUGACAACCCGGUGUGUACGCUGGUGUCCUCCCACAGCAUGCUGUUCAGCGGAUCCCUCAAGGCCAUCAAGGUGUGGGACAUAGUGGGGACAGAGUUGAAGCUGAAGAAGGAGUUAACGGGACUGAACCACUGGGUUCGUGCUCUGGUGGCCUCUCAGAACCACCUCUACAGUGGAUCGUACCAGACCAUCAAGGUAGGAGGACAGGAAGUGUGGUGUGUCAUCAUAGUUAAAGCAUGGGGAUGUGUGGUUGUACUUGGCUACAGUUACUAA
Oncorhynchus keta (chum salmon) is the source of this 1997-nucleotide messenger RNA. RefSeq names its product E3 ubiquitin-protein ligase TRAF7-like. The record is from RefSeq and is a predicted model, not a curated record. Lineage: Eukaryota; Metazoa; Chordata; Actinopteri; Salmoniformes; Salmonidae. Gene Ontology annotation, cellular component: nucleolus. Gene Ontology annotation, molecular function: protein binding. Gene Ontology annotation, biological process: Notch signaling pathway; ribosomal large subunit assembly.